Molecule: messenger RNA, 300 nt
Organism: Sphenostylis stenocarpa
Lineage: Eukaryota; Viridiplantae; Streptophyta; Magnoliopsida; Fabales; Fabaceae
Source: the annotation of a GenBank genome assembly
AUGUCAGAGAUCAUGUCAGCUUUUACGGUGGCCUCUAAGGGCAUCGCGGUGGCUGCUGCGGCGCUGGCGCAACUUAGGUGGCACGCAACAGUUGUUGGUUAUAGCAGAGUGCCUGAAGGAAAACUGCUAAUGGUUCGUGGUGGCUGGCACGAUGGUUUGGCUGCAGGGGUUUCGAUGGUAUGCCACAGUUUGAAUUGGGUUCGCAGCUCCGGUGAAGGGAGGCGACCCGCGAUGAAGAUGGCUGCACCGCAAGGAUCUAGAGUUGUGCGGUGGGUGAGGUGCGGGUUAACCUGGAAAUGA